Molecule: messenger RNA, 600 nt
Organism: Magallana angulata
Lineage: Eukaryota; Metazoa; Mollusca; Bivalvia; Ostreida; Ostreidae
Product: keratin-associated protein 19-2-like
Exons: 4
Coding region: 1-414 (137 amino acids)
Source: RefSeq, a predicted model, not a curated record
AUGAAGUCCGCUGUGGCCCUUGCUCUUUUGUUAUGUGAGUUUAUAGUUAGUGUUGAGGCCAACGUUGUUGAAGAGUUUAUUUAUUUUGCAGGUUUGGUUGCACUAUCCGGUAAAGGGUUUGUAAAUGGAUUAGGGUAUAACAGAUAUGGUGGACAUGGGUUAUAUGGUGGACAUGGGUUAUAUGGCGGACAUGGUGGAUAUGGUGGACAUGGGUUAUAUGGUGGACAUGGAUUAUAUAGCGGAUAUGGUGGAUAUGGUGGACAUGGGUUAUAUGGUGGACAUGGGUUAUAUGGUGGUGGAUACAGUAGAUAUGGUGGAUUGUAUGGUGGACACAACCCAUACAGCAGUUACCAUAAUCGUGGAGGACUCUACUACAACCCCGUUCACGGCGUCCACAGUCACGAUACUUACUAGAUAUACUGAUCAACAACGUCGAACAAUUUACUCUAAACAUUUUUUAGGGUUUUUUUUUUCCAAACAAAUGUAUUCUCUGGUAUUUUCCAAAUUUGAAAAAAAAUCUAGUUCAACCACCUGCUAAUAUAUGAAACUGAUAGAUGUCAUUUAUGAAAAGGAUAAUAAAACCAAGACUAUACAAUUAGA